Molecule: messenger RNA, 4770 nt
Organism: Cokeromyces recurvatus
Lineage: Eukaryota; Fungi; Mucoromycota; Mucoromycetes; Mucorales; Mucoraceae
Exons: 6
Coding region: 1-4770 (1589 amino acids)
Biological process (GO): maintenance of protein location in cell cortex; microtubule cytoskeleton organization; establishment of mitochondrion localization
Cellular component (GO): mitochondrion; cell cortex
Molecular function (GO): phospholipid binding; tubulin binding
Source: RefSeq, a predicted model, not a curated record
AUGAGUUCACCUUCUCCUCAACAAUCACAAUCUUCACCUACGACAAGUACUAUUACGCCUCAAAUAUUACCUACGCCUUCCUCAUCUCUUUCUAUUCACCAAUUAAGAAAGGACUUGGAACAACAACUAUUGGAAAAGCAGAAUCAAUUGCAGGAAUUGGACAGCGGAAUUGGAAAAAAUGUAUUAACAAGAGAGAUUAUUGAUCUUGAAGAAAGACUGGAAGAAUUUUCAUCAAAAGAUAGGUUAAUAUCCCUUGAAAAAAAUUUAUCAUCUCUUAGGCCUUUUAUUCGUAAUAAAGAAAAGAUAUUACGUGCAGCAAAUAAUGAUCCAUUACCGAGUCCAACCGCAUCUACCUUACAUGAAUCACAUCUCUUACCUUUACCUCCCCCUCCUUCAGGCUCAACCCCUACAAAACGCCGUUCCAAGGUACCGAAUACAGACCGUCGAAAUACCGAUAUUGAAUUUGCUACCGAGAUUGGUCAAGGUUUAUUGUCUGAAGUGAGAAAGAUGCAAGCUUUAUUACAAGAAAAGGAAGAAAAGCUUAGAAUUUUAGAAACCCAAAAAGCUGAUCUUGAAAAAGCAGCUGAAGCGAUGUUAAAGCAAAUGCAUCAAAUAGAGGAAAAUGAAGAGAAAUUAAAGGAAGCCAAUUGGAAUCUCGAAUGUAAAAAUGAAGAAUUAACGACAAGUAUUCAUGUUUUGCAAACCAAUUUGACAAAAGCAAAUACGGAACAAAAUAAACUAGCAAAACAAGUGGACAAAUUAAGAGCUGAAAUUGAACAGUUACAUGAUCGUGAAGAAAAAUUGAUGGCAACCAUGGAUCAAAUGAAGUUACGUCAUGAACAGGAUAUGUCAUCUAUACGACGACAGACUGCCCUUAUUCAACGCGAAAAGGCAGAUCAAUCCAAACAAAUCGAAAUGCUUAAUUCAGAACUCGCGAUUGCAAAGUCAAAAUCUCGUAUUAUGGCUAAACCGGCUAUCGUGGAUAAUACAAUGUUGACCCAUCAGGCUACUGACAUCAAUGAACAUGAUGCCUCUGGGGAUUUGACAACGGCUUCAAAUUUGAAACAGACCUCGUUACCUCCGCAACCACCACCUGGUCAAACUGUUCCACUUGAAACAUAUAACAUGAUGUUGGCUCGUGCUCAUCGUAUUAUCAUGAAUCAUCGUGUAGAGAUUAAAGAAGAUAAGGCGGAAAAAAAGGAAAUGAGAAAGUUAUUGAGACAGUUACAGGAAAAAGUGGAACGCUUUCAGAAUGACCCCCGGCUUUGGGAGGAUACUGUGGAUGGAAGAUCUUCUUCACGUUCUGCAAAUAAACCAUCAUCACGUCGUCUACAUAAAGUCUCUAGCUCUACUAAACCACGUAUGAAAAAGAAACGAAGAGGCCAUUCAAUGAAGUGUUCAAAUAAAAAGGAGAAUACUGUCGAUGAUGAGGAUGAUGAUGGUGAUAAUGAUUCUCUCUUUUCUUAUUCAACAAUAGGCUCUCUAAGUGAUAGUUCUGAAGAGAGUGAGGAUGAUACGGGAGCUCGUGUGAAAUCACAUGAUACUACUCAACUAAAGUCAUCGAAUGAAAUCUCUCAAAAAUCAGUGGGUGUAGAUGCUGAAACAAAUACAGACCCAUUAGAUGAGCUAGAACCCCUUCUUUCAACUAACAUGACGAUUCCAAUGCCUCGUUCUCUUGGUGAUGAACUAAGUAUGGCCUUGUCUCAAUCAUCUCCUCUUCUUGAAGAGGAGCAUCAUACACCGGUUAGAGAUGUAACAACACCAUUUAAUCUAAACAUGAACGACACAACUGGAAUUGAAGUAUCCACUCAAACUGUGCUUGAACCUGGUAUUGAAAUCGCUUUACAAACCGAGGCUCUUCUUACUACUGGUCAUGAUGCCCUUAUACAAACCGAGGCUCUUCUUACUACUGGUCAUGAUGUCCUUAUACAAACCAAUAUAUCUACCCCAAGUCCUGUUGAAGUCUCAGUACAAACAGAAAACAGUCAAUCCACUUUGGAGAUCGCUACUCAAACAGAUCCCAGUGUUUUAGUUGAACAAGAGGAAUUAAUUGUAGUAAAUUAUGAGCCAAUGACUACUUCACUUGAGGUCACAUCACAAGAUGUAUUUUCCAUAGAACCCGAGGAUCCUAGUGUUGCUCAGGCUGCUCUAGCCUCUGCGGUUGCAGAAGCACGUUUAGCAAGUCUUGAGGCUGCUAUAGAUUGUAGUGUUCAAUGUGAAGUUGAUCUGGAUACUCUCAUGUCUGCUGCUAUCGCUGAGGCACGUUUAGAUCGUCUUAAAGUUGCGAUUGAUCAUGAAACUCAAUAUGAAUUGGAUAUGACUCCUUCAUCUUUCGAGGACUCCUCCUCUGAAUCUGCUGUUGAUUGUGGAGUUCAAUGUGAAGAAACUUUUAUGAAUCAUGAUACUAUACAUCUAUCCUCUUCAGGACUUGCUAUUGAUUCUGAUACUCAAUACGAACCAAUCUCUACAAUUGAUCUUGGAACUCAGUAUGAUAUCGUUGAAAGAAAAGAUUCUGAAGUUCAAUGUGUCUCUCCUGAAUCAAACGAUAUUGGUGUUCAAUGUGACGAUGAAUUAGUUGCAGUACCCGAUUUAUCAACAGAUAUAGUGAGGAAAGAGUCCAACAUUAAACAAUUAACAGAUUCAAUCUCUGAUCCUAUUCAAAUCAAACCAGUGGUUACAUACGAUCAUGAAACACAAUAUGAUAGAUCGAUAGGCAUAGAUAAUGGUACUCAAUCUGAAUUCACUGAAUUAGGGGUACAGGCGGGUGUAAAUACCCAUGUUGAGACCAAGGAUGCUCAAGUCCAAUAUGAACAAUCUAUCCCUCAUGGAGCUAUUGAUAUUUCUGUAUCAAGUGAUGAAGAUGAGUUUUAUGAUGCUACAUCGGACAUAAAGCGUUCUAGUAAAAAUACAAUGAGACAUAUUUCUUCCAUCGGUGCUGUUUCUUUAGGUAUAGCAGAUGAAAAGAAAAGAGAUUCCUCUGUAGGUGGUGAUGACUCUAGUACGCUUCCUCCUACAUCUCGUCAGACUGAAAGUGAUUAUUCUUUAUAUUCUGCCAAGAGUACAUUCUCGAUGCCUAAUGAAGCACCUGUGUCUAUCAAACGUGAUAGUGCUAUCAUGUCUGACACCACUGCAGAAGCCUCUAUGGCUGUUUUCGAAAAGCAACCUUCUUUACUGAAAACGGAGACGGUAGUGAAUCGCGAUAUGACUUCUAGUCCAGUUAGUCUUGAAAGCGACCCUUCUGUCGAUGUUCCAUUAUCAGAAAAUGAUGAAAUAAGAAAUCCUGUCUUUAAUCGUAUUAAACCAACUCAAACAAGAUAUUAUACUACUACAGAUGAGUUUGAUUUUGAUGAUAGUUUAAAGAAUGAAUCCAUUCCACAAGAGGAGGCUUCAGAUGAAAAAUUGUAUACUAAGCAAGAACUCGAUCAACUUAUUGCCUCUGCUGUUACUCUUGCCCUUGCUAAUGCAGCCUCAAAUAACACAAGUCCUCAAGCAGAAACUGCUAAUGACAUAAUUCAAGCUCCUCAUAGUACUGCUACUACUACUACUACUACAGCAGCAGCAAUAACAGCACCCGAGCAUGUUAAUAAAGAAGAAGAAGAGGAAAAAGAAGAAGAAGAAUUUGGUAGUGUUAUUGUUCAUGUACCAAGUGAACAUAUUUCUGUACAUUAUGAUGAAGAACACCAUAAGUCUAAACAGUUCAUAGACCUUCUUCAAGAUUCAAGCACACAGCAGGACAAUGAUACGGCAUCUGAUCAAGGAAGCAUAGAAGAAAAACAAUCCUUAAAAGAAUUAUCUAUGGGACCCUCUACUGUAUUUGAGCAAGAGCCAGCUGAGAACACCACAUCCUCUUUAGUUAUUCAUGAAGAUACUGAUAUCCCCACACGUCCUUCUAAUCCUCCACCUACUGAAUUAUUAAAUAGGGCGAUUAAUUCGACUUAUAGUGUACUUAGUCUUAAUAGUAGUGUAGAUCAUCCACAUGAAGAGUUUAGUCACUCUGACAUGAAUAGUUCUAAAAAGGCAGAACGAUCGCUUAGUUUAUCUAGUGUAUCAAGUGAUAAUACACAUCUUCGUUCAGCUACUUCAGUACAAUACCCCAAUAGCAGUCAAGUAGAUCCUGCGAUUAGCUUAGUAACACAUACCAUGAUUGGUGACUGGUUAUGGAAAUAUACAAGAAGAGCAGUAGGAGGAGGCUUCUCUGAAUUUAGACAUCAACGUUACUUCUGGAUUCAUCCUUAUACUCGUACAUUGUAUUGGUCAGCAACUACACCAGGUAUUCAUGGAAAUGAAUCCAAUGUUAAGAAUGCUUUAAUUGAAAAUAUUUCAAUUAUACAUGAUACUUCUAAUGCAAAUGGUUUACCUGAUGUUAGUCUUUUAAUUCAAACUAGUCGUCGUAAUUUGAAAAUCACAGCUCCUACUAUAGAAAAGCAUCAAAUUUGGUUUGAAUCUAUAUCCUAUCUUUUAACACGUAAUGGACAUAGCUCAAGUAUAGGGUUAUCGAAUCCAAAUGAUAAAUCAAGAUCCAUUUCUAGUAGCGUCUCUUUAUUAAAUCGACCUAAUUUCCGUCGUCUACAUGAUAUCUUUCAACCACCUACUGUUUCUCUCUCUACACCUUCCAUGCUUACUUCAAUAACAGGCAAUGAUGAUGAUGAGGCUUUAGAAGAUGUUCGUAUGUGUUGUAAUGGAAAACAUCAUGUUUCUAAACUUGAAAAAGAUCAUACUCAUCGACAUCGUUAUCGAAGAAUUCAUGGGACCAUUUCUACAAUUGGAUAA